AGAGGCUGUGGAAGAGAGGCUUAGCCGUAGCGCUCUCCGGGCAGAAAAAGUUUCUUGGACAGAUAAAAUGACUGAAGAUCUACUUAAUAGAAUGGAGGAGGUAACAAAUAUUUCGAAAGGGUGACCAUGGAAGGACUUGAUUUUUUAUGGGCUGCGCAAUACUCAACUAAAUUGGAAGUGGAAACACCUGAAACGUUCCCCCAAAGGAAAGUAUGCUGAGAGAGUUGCAGCUUUGGUUCGAAAGGAAGUACAGGGGGCUGUUUCGUCGGAGUUGCAGCAGCCCUUGAGCUUGACGACGAACCAGCAAAUGAAGAAGUUGUCACCUAAACGGGCAUUAAGGAGUCUCAUAGUUGGACUCGCCAACUUAGGGAACUCCUGCUUCCUGAACGUGAUAUUGCAGUGUUUUUCAAACUGCUAUCGUAUAACAAGCGUUGUUGAUGAUAUGCAUUGCAUAGGAGGAUGUGGUGAUGAUGCGUGUCUGGUUAAGGGACUAUAGAGUCAUUUUCGAGAUUGCAAGGGUUCUUCUGGAGCUGCUAUACGUCCUCGGUGGUUUUUUGAAAACUUGAUGAUAUCUUUAAAGCUUCCGGUAAAGUCGGGACGCAACAUGAUGUUGAAGAGUUUUUUCUCUGUUUGUUGGAGAGACUUUUGGUGUGCAGCCCUGAUGUAAGGGAGAAAAUUUUCCAGGGUGUUUGGAUGAGCAAGGUGGAAUGUUCAAACUGUCAUCACAAGUCGUCUCAAGAAGAACAUUUUCAUCACAUCAGUUUAGGAGCUGCCGAGUCCCUACAAAGCUUCUUCGAUGGUGGAAAUGUUGCGGAUUAUAGAUGUGAACAGUGUCAAAUGGUUGGAGUCACAUCCAAGGAGGUUCGUCUCCAAGUUGCACCCACAAUUGCAGUCUUGCAAUUCAAAAUUUUUGAGAAGGAAGAAGGCUGUCCCUCCAAGAAGAUUCCACAUUACGGAAGCUUUCAAACUGUGAUGGACUUGACUCCUCAUUCUACAAACAAGACGGUUCAUCUCAAAUACAACCUUUAUGGGGUUGUUGUCCACCUUGGUGAAACUCUUGAAGGUAGUCAUUACAUAUGUUUCAUCAAAUCCAUGGGCAAAUGGCACCAGAUCAGUGACCAACUGGUGGAAGAGACUGAUGAGGAAGUGGUGUUGGAGCAAGCAGCAUAUAUUCUGUUCUAUGAGAGAGAUGAUAGGGAGUAAUGAGAGAGAGAUGAUAGGGAGUAAUGAGGAGAGUAAUGAGUAUUAGGUUGACAUUGGCUUUUUGUUUCGUUGAAUAGUGGAGUGGGGUUCUAGUGCCCACAAAAUACAAACAUGAAUCUGCAGUACAAAUCAGAAUACAAAGAGU
This is a messenger RNA of Linum tenue, 1348 nucleotides long. The record is from the annotation of a GenBank genome assembly. Lineage: Eukaryota; Viridiplantae; Streptophyta; Magnoliopsida; Malpighiales; Linaceae.